Microplitis mediator is the source of this 1712-nucleotide messenger RNA. RefSeq names its product speckle-type POZ protein-like B. The record is from RefSeq and is a predicted model, not a curated record. Gene Ontology annotation, biological process: proteasome-mediated ubiquitin-dependent protein catabolic process; regulation of proteolysis. Lineage: Eukaryota; Metazoa; Arthropoda; Insecta; Hymenoptera; Braconidae. The coding region runs from base 411 to 965 and encodes 184 amino acids. The transcript is spliced from 2 exons. Gene Ontology annotation, molecular function: ubiquitin protein ligase binding. Gene Ontology annotation, cellular component: cytoplasm.
AGGUGCAAUUUUAAGUUUUUUAAACUAUAGAUUUAAAAAAAGAAUAUUUAUUUUUUAUAUUUGUAUUAAAAUUAUCUGAUACAAUGGAAAAGUGUUAUUUUAUUAAUAGUGAACAAAAAACUGUUUUUAAAUGGAGAAUAUGUGAGUUUCCAUUGAAAUAUUGGAUGAACAAUCAAGACGCUCAUACAAUCCUCUCACCGGACUUUCCAACUGAUUGGAAAUCCAAGUGGGAAUUAGAAUUAAAGUUUAAUAAUGAUAAAACGUCGAAAGACAAAGAGUGGAUAUCAAUAUUUCUUAACUCCAGAUCCAAGAGUGAUGAUCAAAUAUUUAAAGAAGAAUAUUCGCUCUUUAUUUUUGAUGAUAAAAAAGAAAAACAAUUUGAAUAAAAGUCAUACAAGGUUUUCAAAGGAAUGGAAACUUUUUGUAUUCCAAAGUUUCUGGAAGUAAAAGAAUUAUUAGAAAAAAAGGACAAAUUAUUACCUGGUAAUGCACUGACAGUAUGCAUUGAGCUUACAGAGUUUAUUGAAAGUUCUCGUUUUAACUCACCCAUUUUUGAAGUUCCAUUAAAAACUGCAGAACAUCAAAUUAUCGACAAUUUGAAAGAUCUUUUUGGUAGUAAAGCAGGUACUGACGUUGUUCUAGUUGUAGGCGAUAAGAAAAUUCCAGCUCACAAAACUUUGCUGAGACGAAGCCCUGUAUUUUCUGCAAUGUUUACACAUCAGCUGAAAGAAAAUAAAGAAAAUGAAAUAGACAUUUCUGAUAUGGAUCCUGAUACAUGUGAGAAACUAUUAGAAUUUAUUUAUACGGACAAUGUGUCUGAUUUUAAUGAAGUUUCUGAACGUUUAUACAAAGUAACAGAUAAAUAUCAGUUACCAACUCUUAAAGUGUUAUGUGAAGAAUCAUUCUGUAAAAAUGUAAAUGUUGGAAAUGCCGUUCAAUAUCUCGUUUUACUUGACCGCCAUUAAGUAUAUCGUUGAUUUUAUCGUAAACAAUUUCGAAAAAAUUGUUGAAACUCCCGAAUAUAAAGCCUUGGAAAAAACUAACAUAGAAUUAUCGAUAACUAUAGUUACAAAAAUUUGCAAUAUCAAAUAAAAGAAACAGAUCAGUAUCUCGGCAAAUCGAUAUCGCAACAUGAACGGAACAUUUUUUUAAAUAUUUUAUGUUAUAAUCCAUAAUUUUGACCUUAAUUUAAAUCUCAUUUCUACUUUUUUUUAAUUACUUUCGUUUUAAUAAUACAAUUUACAAUGAUUGUAUCAAUUAUACUAAUACAUUUGUUAACAUCUGCGAGCUCAUGCUCAUGAAAGUGUAUUCUAUAAAAAAAGAAAUCAUGAUUUUGUAUUCUUAAUUUUUCAUCAAUACUUAUGCAUCAAAAAUAAAUCAUAACUAUGGAUAAAUUUGAACAAAGAACGAAUUUUUUUGGUAUUUUUAUUUUUGCUUAUACAUUUGAAAUAAAAACGGAACCACGUGUUAUAUAAAUGCCAUUAAUUGAUUUACAUACGUUAGUAUACAUAGAUUCAAACUUAAUUGUUUACAAACACUCAAUAAAAUAUCGUUUUGUCAAAUUGAUAACCAUUCAGCCUCAUGAAGUAAUAUCCACUUAUUUAUGAUAUGUAUUUCUAAAGAAAAAAAAUAAUUGGAUUAUGUGAGCGUAGGUCUCUUUAAUUUUAAAAAUCAAUUAAAGAUCUUUAUUUGCCCAUAGAUAGCAUUACUAA